UUAGAAGUAAAGUAGUACUACAACUCUGAGUAUCACAGCAUGGAUCACCUGAAGUUUCACUUCUGAUUGUUGAGCAUCUCACAAAAGUUGGUAUUUGCAGGUUUUGGGUCUAACAUUCAAAACAAUCACCUUGUGAAAUAGGAAGUCAGAGCGCUCUGCUCGCCGUGGAGGAAGACGCAGAGUCGGAUCAGAGCAGCUCCGGCUUUCAGACUCGUUGGUGAUCAUGGAUCUGCUUUGGAUGAUCCUCCCGGUGUUUCUGCUGUGCGCCGAGGCCGAGAACCUGACUGAGGUCAAAGGGCAGCUGGGGCACAGCGUCACCUUAAACUGCUCUUGGAACGCUUCAAAUGUUUACUGGUACAUGGAGAUGCACAGCCAGGUCAGAGUGCCCGUCGCCCGCUCUUUCGGUAAGGAUGCCGAAAAUAGCCAGUACUGCUUUGAAAACACUUUGAAAACUAAAUAUCAAGCCUUGGAAAACAGACUUGUGAUAACAAACAUCACAUCAGAGGACCACAGACUUUACAUCUGUGCCGUGAACAUACGAGGCAAUAUAUCUUUUAAAGACGCCUUCCGCCUGGUCUCAGAUGUUCCUACUGUCACUCCGUCCACCAACGACUCUGAAGCAAACAACCACCAGCAGCUCGUCGUGUUCAGCUUGUUCGCCCUGAACGUCCUCUUCAUCGUGGUAAUAAUAGGUUUGGUUUUUGCGUCUCCGUGUUUGAAGAGGAAGAACUGCAACUGCCAGGUGAACGAGGCUUCACCCUUCACCUGUGAGAACCCAGAGACCCUGAAGACACCACAGCGCCAGUGUCAGUACUGUUUACUGUACUUUGUACUGUUCUCAGUACUCCUGCUGUGUGUACGAGGAGAUCCAGCUCCCCACCUUCAGAGCCCCCCCGUCUGCUGCCUCUUCUCCAGAGCUGCCUCGACACCGACUGGGACACCUGGACGGUUUCUGAGCACCUGGACGGUACCUGGACUCUCCGCUCACCUGCAGUAUUUAUAUUUGACAUGUAGACAGUUGGAAAAAUUAGUCCAGAUGCUUCAACUGGAUGGAUGAAAAAAUAUUCUGUCCUAAAGAUUUUGAACUUGUUUCCCAAAACAAAGAUGGCAGCCUGCCGGCUACCUAAGCAGGAAACACAGUCGUAACUUGGGAAACUUUAAACACAUCUAUUAUAAUUCGGAUGACUCAUGAUUCAAACAAAUCUCUGAUAAAACAUGGCAGGCACAAAUUAGGCAAGGCAAGUUUAUUUGUACAGCACAUUUCAACAACAAGGUAAUUCAAAGUGCUUUACAUAAAACAUAAAAGCAACAGGGAAAUAUAAAAAAGUUUAAAAGCAACAUAGGGAAAUUGAAA
This is a messenger RNA of Micropterus salmoides (largemouth bass), 1354 nucleotides long. RefSeq lists its product as uncharacterized. The record is from RefSeq and is a predicted model, not a curated record. Lineage: Eukaryota; Metazoa; Chordata; Actinopteri; Centrarchiformes; Centrarchidae. Bases 224 to 1057 code for a protein of 277 amino acids. The transcript is spliced from 4 exons.